AUGGUCACAUCUUGGUCUCCUGAGAAGCAGGACGUUUUGGAACUUUUCGUCCAAUCAAAAAAAGGCCUGACCGAGACUCUUCGCCACCGCGCAGCUCUUGAUGGAUACGCGUCUGUGACGGCGUUUGUUGGCGGGCCAUAUGGAAUAAGCAAAUGUAUAGACCAAUACGAGUGCGUAUUAGCGAUUGCCACCGAUUUCGGCAUAGCCGGGGUCGUAUCUUAUCUGAAAAAACUUCUUUACGGAUACAAUACCUGUACAUCACAUGUUCGUCGGGUAAACUUCGUUUGGCAGGUCCAGACACUAGAUAUUGCAGUGGCUGCUGAGCCAUUGCUCAACAGUUUAUUGAGUGAUGACAUUUUGGACAAUGGUUAUGUAGGUAGCACAUUCUUGUCGAAAUUUCAGUCCGCUGAUCUUGUGCCAGAUACUUGA
This is a messenger RNA of Penicillium verhagenii, 429 nucleotides long. Its product is annotated as NADPH oxidase family protein. Gene Ontology annotation, molecular function: ferric-chelate reductase activity. Lineage: Eukaryota; Fungi; Ascomycota; Eurotiomycetes; Eurotiales; Aspergillaceae. The record is from RefSeq and is a predicted model, not a curated record. The transcript has 2 exons. Gene Ontology annotation, biological process: copper ion import; iron ion transport; intracellular iron ion homeostasis. Bases 1 to 429 code for a protein of 142 amino acids. Gene Ontology annotation, cellular component: plasma membrane.